AGUAGAGAUGGGGUUUCACCAUAUUAGCCAGGAUGGUCUCUAUCUCCUGAUCUCAUGGUCCACCCGCCUGGGCCUCCCAAAGUGCUGGGAUUACAGGGGUGAGCCAUCGCGCCCGGCCAGCUGGUUUCAAGGAACAACAAAGGGUCUGUUUUUAGUGGAGGAGAGUGAGCAAGGAGGACAGGUCCGCACAGGGCGCUUGUGGCCACCAAGGCGUCUGGUUUUUAUUCUAACUGGAACAGGAAGGAAGUUCAGUCCAGGGAAGGCAAGGUGUGUGGAUGGAGAGGGCUGAGAAGGGUGGAGGGAGAGGGUGCAGGUGCGGUGGUUCAUGGAGCCACCGUGGUGACCUGGACAGGUGGUGGCUGUGGAGAGGAGGGCAUGGAUCCAAGGUGGUGGCAUCACCAAACACCCACAAAACGCGGUGGCUGUGGGCCAGGCCUGUGCCGGCCACCUCUGUCCCCUGUCCCUCUGCAGGCCCACAGAGGACCAUGAAGGUGCUUCUCCUCACAGGACUGGGCGCCCUGUUCUUCGCCUAUUAUUGGGAUGACAACUUCGACCCAGCCAGCCUCCAGGGAGCACGAGUGCUGCUGACAGGGGCCAACGCUGGUGUCGGUGAGGAGCUGGCCUAUCACUAUGCACGUCUGGGCUCCCACCUGGUGCUCACUGCCCACAGUGAGGCCCUCCUGCAGAAGCUCUGGCCCCCCCAGGUGGUAGGGAACUGCCGGAAGCUGGGCGCCCCCAAGGUCUUCUACAUCGCUGCGGACAUGGCCUCCCCUGAGGCGCCCGAGAGCGUGGUGCAGUUUGCGCUGGAUAAGCUGGGAGGGCUGGACUACCUCGUGCUGAACCACAUCGGCGGCGCCCCGGCCGGCACGCGAGCCCGCACCCCCCAGGCAACGCGCUGGCUCAUGCAGGUAAACUUUCUGAGCUACGUGCAACUGACGUCGCGGGCGCUGCCCAGCCUGACGGACAGCAAGGGCUCCCUGGUGGUGGUGUCCUCGCUGCUCGGUGCGUGUACUCGGCCCCGGCUCUGCGGGACGGGGAUUGGGGAGCUCGAUGCGGGCCGCGUGCCCACGUCGUUCUCCACUCCCUACUCGGCGGCCAAGUUCGCGCUGGACGGCUUCUUCGGCUCCCUGCGGCGGGAGCUGGACGUGCAGGACGUGAACGUGGCAAUCACCAUGUGUGUCCUGGGCCUCCGAGAUCGCGCCUCCGCCGCUGAGGCAGUCAGGGGAGUCACGAGGGUCAAGGCGGCCCCGGGGCCCAAGGCAGCCCUGGCCGUGAUCCGCGGCGGCGCCACGCGCGCGGCUGGCGUCUUCUACCCGUGGCGUUUCCACCUGCUGUGCUUGCUCCGGCGCUGGCUGCCGCGCCCGCGGGCCUGGUUUAUCCGCCAGGAUCUCAACGUCACGGCCGCUGCUGCCGCCUGAGCACCGGGGGGUUGCCCCUUAACGUCCCUGACGGGAACGCUCCUCCCUCCAACUGUCCCUGGAGCCAGAACACUCACAGACACCCCUGAGAGGGUGGCCAUAGCCCAAGAUGAAGUCAUCAAGACAGAAAAGCAAAACCCCGAGAAAAACGACGGGCACCUGGAACCAGUUACAGCUUCGGAGGUGCAGGUGCCCCUUGUUAGGCGCCUUUGUCCAGGACCUGCAAGGCCUCACUCGUUUGACCUUUAUUGAUGACAUGACUGCUUCCAUUUUGCAGAUGAGGAAACUGAGGUUCAGAGAGGUCACGCCACCCUUAAGCCACCCAUGGACCCCUCUCCAUCUCCUGUCUGUGUUUCUAAGUCCCUGAUUUAUUUUUUCCACUCAUUCCAUCUGGGAGGAUCUCCUCCAACCCCGCCAGCUUCCCCCAGCUGGGGUGUCUGGUACUCUUCACACCUGCAGGGGCGUCUACACUGUUCGUCUACCUGGUAGCAGGGUCUCAUGGGGAGGAGGAGGGAAAGAGUGUGUUUUGGGCUGGACCCAGCCUCCUGUUUGAGAAUAAAAACUCUUCUCUUGCA
Molecule: messenger RNA, 1993 nt
Organism: Piliocolobus tephrosceles (Ugandan red Colobus)
Lineage: Eukaryota; Metazoa; Chordata; Mammalia; Primates; Cercopithecidae
Gene: HSD11B1L
Product: hydroxysteroid 11-beta dehydrogenase 1 like
Exons: 7
Coding region: 276-1418 (380 amino acids)
Cellular component (GO): intracellular membrane-bounded organelle
Molecular function (GO): oxidoreductase activity
Source: RefSeq, a predicted model, not a curated record